Molecule: messenger RNA, 627 nt
Organism: Antrostomus carolinensis (chuck-will's-widow)
Lineage: Eukaryota; Metazoa; Chordata; Aves; Caprimulgiformes; Caprimulgidae
Gene: DUSP13B
Product: dual specificity phosphatase 13B
Exons: 3
Coding region: 1-627 (208 amino acids)
Biological process (GO): negative regulation of MAPK cascade; protein dephosphorylation
Cellular component (GO): cytoplasm
Molecular function (GO): protein tyrosine/serine/threonine phosphatase activity; MAP kinase phosphatase activity
Source: RefSeq, a predicted model, not a curated record
AUGGCCUGGGACUCCCUGUGCAGCAGGGACUUACUGCGCCCCAAGAUAAGAUGCGCCUCAAGCCGGACGCCUGGCAGCCAGAGCAGUGCCGGAACGCCGUCCCUGGAGGAGCUGCGGCGCCUGCUCUGGACACGCACAUACCCCAUGGGACACGUGGAUGAAGUCUGGCCAAACCUUUAUGUGGGAGACCUGUAUGUUGCACGUGACAAAGCACAGCUGAGCCAAAUGGGCAUCUCCCAUGUUGUGAAUGCCGCUGCCGGGCGAUUUCACAUUGACACCGGACCCAAGUUCUACAAAGACUUGCCUGUGGAUUACUAUGGAGUAGAAGCUGAGGACAACCCAAACUUUGAUCUCAGCGUUUACUUCUACCCAGUUGCUCGAUACAUAAGAGCAGCACUGAAUUCCCCAAGAGGUAAAGUACUAGUUCACUGUGCUAUGGGAAUCAGUCGAUCUGCAACUCUUGUCCUUGCUUUCUUAAUGAUCUGUGAAGAUAUGUCCCUCGCUGAUGCAAUUCAGACUGUGCGCUCACACAGAGGGAUCUGCCCCAACUCUGGCUUCCUCAGGCAGCUUCGGGAACUGGACCUCCAGUUAGGAAGGGGAAAAGGCAGAGGAGCAGAGGCCUGCUAG